Callithrix jacchus (white-tufted-ear marmoset) is the source of this 2629-nucleotide messenger RNA. The record is from RefSeq and is a predicted model, not a curated record. NCBI's taxonomy places the organism in Eukaryota, Metazoa, Chordata, Mammalia, Primates, Cebidae.
AUGGAGUGGGAACUCAACUUGCUGCUCUACCUGGCGCUCUUCUUCUUCCUGCUCUUCUUACUUUUCCUCCUGCUCUUCGUGGUCAUCAAGCAGCUGAAGAACUCCGUGGCCAACACGGCCGGGGCGCUCCAGCCCGGGCGCCUCUCAGUGCACCGCGAGCCUUGGGGCUUCUCUCGAGAGCAAGCCGUGUGACCCGAGUGCGGGCACUGGCGGGAGGGCAUAGAGCUGUGCGGGCACUGGGCUGGGUCUCCGCCUGGAUUCUCCCUCCUCGCGGCCUCCCAGCUUCCAGAGCCUAGAGCCUCUGCCCUUGACUGGUGCAUAGAGGACCACAGCUGCAAUGACAGUUUGGGCCUACCAAGAGAAGGCUGGAACAGGAGAGGGAAGCUUUCUGCAAAUGCAGCACCACUGGUAUCCAGAAGUUUAACCUGCCCAUGAUUCCUCCUAGACAGGAGACUAUCGAGAAGUCAGGCUGUUCAAAAUGACUUCAGAUCUUAUCAGGACAAUCUUGGUUGUUGCACUGAUUUCCGAACUUAUAAGUGCAAUGGAUCUACAGUUCUACUUGGCAAGACAACCACUUUAAGUUGAAUGAGAAUGACAUCACACUCACACCUGCAAAAUCUAAAAUGUCUAAUAAAGUAGAUUCCUAUGUCUGAACUUCAAUUUUAGGGCACAGCUGUAGAUGCAGAACUGAUGCCAUCUGGUGUGAUUCUACAGAAUAAGAGAGAAAAUUUACCCAGAGUGUGCCAUGCACUGGCUUUUCUGGGAAUGGCAAGGUGCCAGGAUUUGUUUUUGGUUCACUUGCAGGGGUGGAAGCUUGGAACUAGGUACAGAUUCUUCAAGCAAGAUGUCUUUUCCUUUCAGAUGAAAAUCACACUUUCCUCUUGGGAAUCAAGAUGAAUUGUUAUCUUGUUAAUCAAAUAGGAAGUUUUGGACUGAACAGUGGCUUAAGCAAAUUAGAGGCUUUGUUCUUUUCUCACAGAACAAGGAGGUUAGAGGCAGGCAGCUGCUGGUGUUGGUUUAGCAGCUCACGGGUGUCAGGCUUAAUUAAGGUGGCUGCCGAGGUUCCCUUGGCUUUUUCCUCUAGGUUCCAAGAUGGUCCCUGCAGCUCCCCACAAAAAGGAGGGAGCCCACAGAGAAAACAAGCCAUGCCAGUUCAAAUCCACUUCCUUGUAAAGAGAUUCCUCAGCACCCCAAUAACUUUUGCCUUCAUCUCAUUGGCCAGAACUGUGUCAUUGGCUACUGCUAUCUGCAAGAUUGUCUGAGAAAUGUAGGUUUUGUUGCUGGAUAUAUAGCUGCCUUUCACAAAAAUUUAGUUUCUCUUGAUAAGGAAGAAGAUGGUGGUGGAUCUUGGGAAGACAACUAACAGUUUAUGCCCUGGUUACAAAAUACAAUUGCAGAGGAGCAUAAAGUUCAAAAAUAUCAAAACGUAGUUUCUUCACAACUGGCAAAGCUCCAAGCAGCACUGCUUCCCUCUGAAAGAGUGAGCAGAGUGAAGGCAUAUCCGGUUUUCUCACAAAACACUUGACAGGACUGACCUUCUCUCUUAGCCAAUAUCCUUGUCACACAUCAGGAUUUUCUAGAGGGCUCUGGGUACCUGCACACUUCCUUGGUGACCAUAACCUCUUAAUGGAGGGUUAGUAUAAGAUAAAUAAUGUUCUACUGUGCUGUUCCCUCAUCUGCAUCAUUUCUCUCCUCCCUAAUUUUCCUGUCAGUUAUAUUUUGGUGGAGUCUGGGUUUGUGUAUUUGAUUCCUAUAAAAAGACCAUCACUUUCAUGCAUGGAGGAGGGGAAUCUUUGCAAAGAAAAUCUACCUUACUCCCUUCUGUGACUCUACCACCGAUCUAGGAAUAUCCUGGGAGAAGAACUGCCUCUCAAAACUGCUUCCAUAAGCAGCCUACAUCCUAGCUAAGCAAAGAAGAAACACUUCCCACAUCCAGGGCUGUCUAAAAGAACUUUCUGUGAUGACAGAGAUGUUCUAUAUCUGCAGUGUCCAAUAUGGUAACCACUAGCCACGUGUAGUGAGUGAACACUUGAAAUGCGGCUAUUGUGACUGAGGAAGUAAAAUUUAAAUUUUGUUUAAUUGUAAUUAAUUUAAAUUCCAAUAGCCAAAUGGGGCUACUGACUAUGAUAUUAGAUAGCACAGUACACUUUAUUCUCCUUCUUGUGUUGUAGAACCAGCUGGGAGACGUGUGGGCCAGUCAUGGGCUUGAUGUCCCAUGGUCUUCACUAUUCUACCUUGCCACUGAACUUGUCUCCCAGAGGAAAAGAAACAAUGGUAUUUGGAAUUAAAUUCAAGGUGUUAACCUGACAUCUAUAUAUUGCACAUAUUCCUGUAUAGUGAAUGGAAUGGUCUCCUGGGAAUAGGUUCUGUGAUUGACUUUAGUGAUAACUGGUCAUGAAGAAAUGGCCAUACUGCUCCACUUCACCUUCCUAGUGACUAUUAUGUGUUCCUAGUCAGAGUGACUCAGCAGACAUUAUUUUGCUCUCUUGUGCAAUUUAUUCUAUGUCAUUUUAUUUUUGUAAUAUUGUGGCAGCUAAAUGAUUGUUCUGUGUAUGUUUUUCAAAAUAUUAGGUGGCUUAUAUUUUUUAAAAUGUUAUGAAAUAAAAAUAAACUAUAUGUUAACACAGUU